AUGUCCUCCAUACCGCGACGCAUUAUCCUUGUCGCGUCGUCCGUAUUCCUUCUCCUCUUCAUUGCAAUCUCGCUAGCGACCGCGAUCGAAGUACGCGGACCAACACUACAAGUCAUACAGGUCAAUCUCGCGCAAGCUGCAAGAGUCGGAAACGGAGACGACGUUGUCGCAGCAAAAGCGCUGUUGAACGGCACGGAUUUCGAUCGUGGUGAUGUGUAUAACAGCAGCAGCAUCGUAUCCGGCGCGACGCUAGUGCCCACAACAAUGACCGAAACUCAGGAUGGGUUGAUCGGCUUCACACCGGAACCACAAACAAGCGCCAGCUGGAGCGCUGAAGGUGUCUUGGGGCCCAUAGCUACGCCUACACCGUCCGCUGCGCCAGCGCCUCGACCGCCGACCACCCCGCGAAUACCGAUCGUUGCUCUCACAUACUCAGGUGCGGGCGGUCCUAAACAUUGUCGCGGCGAACUGCUACAGAAGACCUAUCUCCCGCCACCUCUCGAAACGUGGAAGAACGGUACUUGCAUCACCCUUCCGAGGGAAGCGCGAUGCGGCGUGUUCUAUUCGAACAAGGGCGACAACUGCGAGGCGCAACUGUUCAACAUGCCGGAUUGCUACAACACAACGCGAUCGUAUGUGAACACUGUCGUUUUUAUGCCCGAAGAGAGAGCCGUUGGCGCACUUUGGAGCAGCAUGUGGGUGCGAUGCGGUAUUGACGUGCCAGAGGCCAAGAUGCUUGAUCCGAGUAUUCUUGGUGGAGCGCUGAAGAAGAAACCUGGCGGUGGCUGA
Messenger RNA from Alternaria atra, 789 nucleotides. RefSeq lists its product as uncharacterized. The coding region runs from base 1 to 789 and encodes 262 amino acids. The transcript has a single exon. The record is from RefSeq and is a predicted model, not a curated record. NCBI's taxonomy places the organism in Eukaryota, Fungi, Ascomycota, Dothideomycetes, Pleosporales, Pleosporaceae.